GUGUCACUGCUGGUAGUACCCUAGUUGAUCAUAAUAUCUAACAAUUACAAAUACGUUUAAAGUAAUUUUAAAACCUAAUGAAAGAUUCAAACAAAAUUACAUGUGAUUACGUCAGCAAAACCACUAGUGUACACUGCGUACAACUCAGUGUACCACCUAACCUUUAAAAUUCAAAUAUCCGACCAAUUUGCAUGGAUAUUUCCAUUAAAACUUGCACUUUUCAUUGGUUUCCCAGUCGAAAACGAUGUCGGGUCACCUGAAAUUAGCAUAAGAAAAAGUGCCGUUGAAUAUUUAUUUGUAAUGCAAAAGAGAAAGAUAUACAUAAUGGGAAAGUGUGAUAGCACAUACACGUCCAUUAAACAGUUUUAGCCCACUUUUGGAAGCGGUAACAUAAACAGUAUUAACAUUUUAAACAGUAUUUACAAUUUUCUUUAAAUUGUAAGAUUGCAACAUGUCUCAAGUUUACAUUGUCUCUGGGUGCAGAACACCCAUUGGAAGUUUUAUGGGUCAGUUUGAAAAGUACCCAGCUUCUGAUCUCGGUGCUAUCACAAUAGCUGAAGCUUUGAGAAGGGCUAAACUGGAACCAGAAAAUGUUGAUCAGGUCAUCAUCGGGCAUGUGCUCACUGCCGGACAAGGCCAAAACCCAGCCAGGCAGGCUGCUGUGGGGGCCAAAAUCCCUUACUCAUCGCCCGCGUUCACUGUGAACAUGCUGUGCGGCUCUGGUUUAAAAUCAGUAUUUUUAGCUUAUCAAGCAAUACGUAAUGAGGAUUGUAAUAUCGUCGUAGCUGGAGGUCAGGAAAGCAUGAGCAGGUCUCAACAUUCCGUAUACACUCGAGGCACCAAACUCGGCGAUCUAGGACUGGCUGACACUCUGUUAGUUGAUGGCUUAACUGAUGCUUUUCACAAAGUUCACAUGGGAAACACAACUGAACAUUUGGUAAAGAAGUACGGCAUUACCAGAGAAGCGCAGGACGAAUUCGCAGCUGCGUCCCAAAACAAAACGGAAGAAGCUAUUAAAAACGGUUACUUCACUGAGGAAAUCGUCCCCGUCCCCGACAAGAAGCUGGGAUUAAUAGACAAAGACGAAUAUCCAAAGUUCGGCACCACCAUCGAAAAAUUGUCGAAGCUGAGAGCCUGCUUCGAAGCCACCGGCACCGUUACCGCAGGGAACGCCUCAGGAUUAAACGACGGAGCUGCCGCUGUUAUUUUGGCGAACGAAACUUCGGUCAAGGAGAAGGGGCUCCAACCUUUGGCCAAGAUCAUUGGCUUUGCUGAAGUUGGAAUUGAGCCCCUGUGCAUGGGUGCUGGGCCUAUUGAAGCCGUUAACAAACUAUUAUGGAAAGUUGGAUGGUCAAGGGAUGAAGUAGAUUUGUACGAGCUCAACGAAGCUUUCGCAGCUCAAAGCAUCAUUGUCUGCAAGGAAUUAAUGUUGGAUCCCAGCAAAGUUAACGUCACAGGAGGAGCCAUAGCUUUGGGACAUCCAAUCGGUUGUUCAGGAACAAGAGUUUUGGUCACGUUGAUUUACAAUUUGAAACGUUUGGGAAAGAAGAAGGGCGUUGCAGGUCUUUGCAUAGGAGGCGGCAUGGGAAUAGCUGCUGCCAUUGAGCUGUGUUAAAUUUUACACAUCAAUUAAUAUGACAAUAAUUGUUCACGUUUUAUGUUAGUAUUGUUUGAAAAUAUGUUUUAUAUAAUUAAAGAAGUCUUGUUCUUUAAUGGCAUUAGUAUUAUUCUUUUAGUAACGAUAUACGUACAAAAAGUUUAAAUAUUUUACAAUUCAUAUCAUUUUAUAUUACUUUUAAUAUUUAUGUUUAUUUAUAGUACUUUAAGCUGCUGUUUUUUAAAUUAAGUGAUACCAUUUUUAAUGUGAAUUUAAAAAAUCGAAUAUUAAAUAUGUAUUUCUUUUAAAAAAAUUUAAAUUUUAUGUUUUGUUAUCUUGGGGAAAUGUUUCUUAAAUAUACAGAUAAUAUAUUUAAAUUAAGUGUUUAAAAGAUGAUAAUUUUAAUAAGAUUUAUAACAUAUUUUUAAAACUUGUAAAACACAAAUAUACCAUUUAUAAUCA
Messenger RNA from Aethina tumida (small hive beetle), 2059 nucleotides. It is a transcript of the gene Acat2, whose product is annotated as acetyl-CoA acetyltransferase, cytosolic. Lineage: Eukaryota; Metazoa; Arthropoda; Insecta; Coleoptera; Nitidulidae. Gene Ontology annotation, molecular function: acetyl-CoA C-acetyltransferase activity. Gene Ontology annotation, biological process: fatty acid beta-oxidation. The transcript is spliced from 6 exons. The record is from RefSeq and is a predicted model, not a curated record. The coding region runs from base 452 to 1615 and encodes 387 amino acids.